This is a messenger RNA of Archocentrus centrarchus (flier cichlid), 9700 nucleotides long. It is a transcript of the gene notch2, whose product is annotated as notch receptor 2. Gene Ontology annotation, molecular function: calcium ion binding; protein binding; signaling receptor activity. The coding region runs from base 251 to 7780 and encodes 2509 amino acids. Gene Ontology annotation, biological process: multicellular organism development; regulation of DNA-templated transcription; cell differentiation. Lineage: Eukaryota; Metazoa; Chordata; Actinopteri; Cichliformes; Cichlidae. The record is from RefSeq and is a predicted model, not a curated record. The transcript has 35 exons. Gene Ontology annotation, cellular component: plasma membrane; signaling receptor complex; cell surface.
GAGAGGUGGAAGACGGUACCUCCGUGUGUGACUAUUAGAAGGUUUACUUUAUGUGAAUUUCAGAGUUUUAAUGUAACGGUUCGUAGAACACGUAAAAACCACGUGAAAUGUUUUAUCUCCGCGGCUAAGUUUUAUCAUCAUUGUUUCUUCUUUGUGUGAGCCAUCAACGAAACUUUUUGAGACGUAACCAACCGUCCGGGGAGACAGCUCAACUUUGGGCUGGCGACCUUAUGUGGAUUUUACAGAAAAUAUGGAGCAGAUACCCGUGUUCACCCCGGGAGUGUCGCUAGUCUUUGUCUUCUGCUUCUUACAGCUCUCUCUUGCCCUGCAAUGUGUGGAUGAUAAGGCACCAUGUGUGAACAACGCUACAUGCCUGAAAUUUAGCAACGGGACUGAAUACUGCAGGUGUGCUCCAGGCUUUCUGGGUGAGUACUGCCAGCAUAAAGAUCCCUGUCAGCCUGGCUACUGUCUGAAUGGAGGGAACUGUGCUGUGCCUAUGUCACCUGGUGUGCCUGGACUGGGUAGUGCCACCUGCUCCUGCCCUCUGGGCUUUACUGGACAACAUUGCGAAACUCCCCAGAACUCCACGUGCUUCCCGAACAAUCCCUGUGAUAACAAUGGUGUCUGCGUACUUCUCUCUCUUGACAAGUACAAGUGUGAGUGCCCAAGAGGAUGGACAGGGCCACGCUGUGAGUACAAGGACAGCUGUCUCUCUAGUCCAUGUGCUAAUGGUGGAAAGUGCAGCGCUGCCUCUGGUGGUAGAUACACAUGCUCCUGUCGUCCUGGUUACAAAGGUCCUAGCUGCCUCAAUGAUACAGAUGAAUGUGCAGACACGCCCUCUCUAUGUCAGAAUGAAGGCCGGUGUGUCAACACCCAUGGCUCCUACAAGUGUUUAUGCACCCCUGGAUUUACGGGCCGGCAUUGUGAAAGCUCAUACAUCCCUUGCACACCUUCACCGUGCCUAAAUGGAGGCACCUGCCACCAGUCAUCUGACACCACCUACUCAUGCCACUGCCUUCCUGGUUUCAAUGGAACUAACUGUGAGAACAACAUUGAUGACUGCCCCAAUCACCAGUGUGCCAAUGGAGGAACCUGCAUGGAUGGAGUUAAUACCUACAACUGUCAGUGUCCUCCAGAGUGGACUGGUCAGCACUGCACAGAGGAUGUGGACGAGUGUCGGUUGCAGCCAAAUACUUGCCAGAAUGGAGGUACCUGCAGCAAUCUGCCUGGCAGCUACGUCUGUGUAUGCGUCAAUGGUUGGAGUGGACCUGACUGCUCUGAAAAUAUUAACGACUGUGAUUCAGCUGCAUGCAGCUCCGGUUCCACUUGCAUAGACCGUGUUGCGUCCUUUAUCUGCGUGUGCCCUCAUGGAAAGACAGGCUUGCUCUGCCACCUUGAUGAUGCCUGUAUCAGUAAUCCAUGUAGGGAGGGCUCUCAGUGUGACACCAACCCCAUUACUGGCAUGUUCAACUGUAACUGUCCACCGGGAUAUACUGGAAACACCUGCAACACUGACAGAGAUGAAUGCAGCAUAGCAGGUACCAACCCAUGUGAGCAUGGUGGUCAGUGUGAGAACACUGAUGGUUCCUUCACCUGUAACUGUGUUAGGGGAUAUGCGGGACCACGCUGUGAACAAGAUGUCAACGAAUGUGCUUCAAACCCUUGUAGGAAUGAUGGCACUUGUCUGGAUCGCAUUGGGGAGUACACCUGCAUUUGCAUGCCUGGAUAUGAGGGGACCUUUUGCGAGAUUGAGGUGAAUGAGUGUAUGAGCUCCCCCUGUCUGAACAGGGGCAAAUGUCUGGACCAGGUCAGCAGCUUUGUCUGCGAGUGCCCAGCAGGCUUCAGUGGUGACAUGUGCCAAAUAGACAUAGAUGAGUGUUCCAGCACACCAUGUUUAAAUGGGGCCAAAUGUACUGACCGACCCAACGGAUAUGAUUGUGAAUGUGCUGAAGGCUUCACUGGUCUGCUGUGUGAAGAGAACAUCAAUGAGUGUAUGCCAAGUCCAUGCCACCAUGGUGUGUGUAGGGAUGGUAUCGCCACCUACACUUGUGAGUGUAUACCUGGGUACACAGGCUCCAUCUGUAAUAUCCCGGUCUAUGAGUGCCACAGCAACCCUUGUCAGAACCAAGGACGAUGUAUUGACCUGGUUAAUGCUUACCAUUGUCACUGUCUACCUGGAACCAAAGGUGUGAACUGUGAGAUCAAUGAGGAUGAUUGUGCCAACAACCCCUGUGAACAUGGAGAGUGUCAGGAUGGCAUCAAUGAGUAUAAAUGUGUGUGCGCCCCUGGAUACACAGGUGUUAACUGUGAAGUGGAGAUCAAUGAGUGUAUGUCAAAUCCAUGCUUGAGUGGGGGAACCUGUGUGGACAAAGUCAACACAUUCUACUGCCUUUGCCCGCCCAGCACACAUGGCCCUCUUUGCCACUCUGGUAAAGACCACUGUAUUCGUCAGCCUUGUCAACAUGGAGACUGUAUUGAACAGCAACAUGGAUACCGCUGUGAGUGUCAAGCUGGCUGGAUAGGACAGCACUGCGAACAGGAAAAGGAUGAGUGUCAGUCAAACCCAUGUCAAAAUGGUGGCACCUGUGUGGACCGGCAUGAUGGCUACACCUGUCAGUGUCAGCUUGGCUUUGGAGGUGUGAACUGUGAGAAGAACAUAGAUGAAUGUGCAUCCGGACCUUGUCUAAACCAAGGUUUUUGUAUGGAUGGAGUCAACAGCUACACCUGUGUCUGUAGUCCGCCGUUCACAGGUAAACAUUGUGAGGUGGAACAAGUUCCCUGUGCCUCUCAUCCAUGUGAAAAGGGAGGAGUGUGCAGUCCAACUCCAGAUUACACUUCUUUUACCUGUCGAUGUCUUCCCGGUUGGCAAGGUACACGCUGCACUGAGGAUGUAAAUGAAUGCAGAAACAACCCUUGCAGAAAUGAGGGUCAUUGCAUAAAUAGCGCGGGGAGCUACAUGUGUAAAUGUCAGCCUGGAUACAGUGGACACAACUGUCAGACAAACAUUGACGACUGCUCAUCAAACCCAUGCCUGAAUGGUGGCUCUUGUGUGGACAAGGUUGCGAAUUUCUCCUGUAAAUGUCGACCAGGUUUUGAAGGAGAGCGCUGUGAGACUGAGAUCGAUGAGUGCGCAAGCCAUCCCUGCAGGAACGGUGCCACCUGCCAGGACUACGUCAACAGCUUUGUAUGCAAGUGCCGACCAGGUUUUAAUGGAAUCCUGUGUGAGUACAACAUCCCUGAAUGUACUGGCAGCUCAUGCCUGAAUAAUGGGUCUUGCAUCGAUGGCAUUGGCAAAUUUACCUGCCGCUGUCGUCCAGGUUUUUACGGGGAAUUCUGUGAGUAUGAGCAGAACGAGUGUGACUCUCAGCCCUGUAAGAAUGGAGGCACCUGCACUGAUGGCCUGGGCACCUACCGUUGCACAUGUCCCAUGGGAUUUAGUGGACAGAACUGCCAGAACUAUGUUAACCUGUGCAGUCAGGUGCGCUGCCAGAAUGGUGGUUCCUGCUCACAGACGGCAACUUCCUGGACCUGCCACUGCCAGCCUGGAUGGACUGGACUUUACUGUGAUGUCCCCAACCAAUCCUGCGCGGAUUUUGCUGCCAGGAAUGGUCUGCAGUCGGAGAAUGUGUGCAAGAAUGCUGGACGGUGUAUGGAUGUGGGUAAUUCCCACAAGUGUGUGUGCCAGCCAGGAUACAUGGGCAGCUAUUGUGAAGAGAUGGUUGAUGAGUGCCAGUCAAACCCUUGUCGCAAUGGUGCUACAUGCAAGGAUUAUCAGGGCACAUAUGAAUGUGUAUGUAAACCCGGCUACCAGGGGGUGAACUGUGAGUAUGAUGUUGAUGAAUGCCAAUCUAACCCCUGCCGAAAUGGAGGAACAUGCAUCAACCUUAUCAACCACUUUAAGUGUGUUUGCCCACGUGGAACAUAUGGACUCCAGUGUGAAGUGAACGUGGAUGACUGUGCCCCCAAGCCUGGCUCUUUGGAGCCUCUCUGUAAGAAUGGAGGACAAUGUGAAGAUGGUGUGGGUGGUUACAGGUGUACCUGCCCUCCAGGAUUCACUGGUGACCACUGUGAGGGGGAUCUCAAUGAAUGCAAGUCUCGGCCCUGUCACAGUCACGGCAGCAUCGACUGCAUCCAGUUGGUCAAUGACUACCGGUGCAGCUGUCGCCUUGGAUACACAGGUCGUCAUUGUGAAUCCAUGGUGGAUCUCUGUCUGUCUAGACCAUGUCAUAAUGGUGGCGUCUGCUCUAUGAACAUGAGCUCAGUACUUGGCUACACCUGUUCUUGUUCUCUUGGCUAUACCGGAUUCAACUGUGGGGAAAUGGAGGAUUAUAACUGUGCUAAAGUACAAUGCCAGAAUGGUGGACAAUGUGUGAAGGCAUCGUCUGGCCAGCUGUACUGUCAGUGCAGGCCAAGCUUCAGUGGGCUAUACUGUGAGAAUGAAUGGAGAUGUACAUUGUCCUGCCAAAAUGGAGGAACCUGUGUGAAAGAUUCAGCAUACCCAUACCAGUUAAGCUGCCGCUGUCCACUGUACUUCUCCGGACAAUACUGUGAGAACAAACAAAUGGAUCCAAGUCCCCCAAGCUGUCCCUACCCAGAGUGUGAGCACCAAGCAAGAGAUGACGUAUGUGAUGAUAAGUGUAACAACCAUGAAUGUCAGUGGGACGGAGGAGACUGCUCGCUCAAGUGGAAGCGGCCUUGGGCAAACUGCAAGACCUCGGUUCCCUGCUGGGAUCGCUUUAAGAAUGGACGUUGUGAUAAGGAGUGUGACAACCCUGGGUGCCUUUUUGACAGCUUUGAAUGCAAAGUGACCUCAAACUCCUCCUGCAAGUAUGACAGGUACUGCGCAGACCACUAUGGUAAUAGCUUCUGUGACAAGAGCUGCAAUACAGAGGCUUGUGGUUGGGACGGCCUGGACUGUUCUGACCUUACUCCUGCCAAGUUUGCUAACGGCACUCUGGUUCUUGUUGUCCGACUGCAGCCUAAGGAGCUGCUAGAAGACCUGAGGGGCUUCUUGCGCUACCUAGGAGCUCUGCUGCACACCAAUGUUCAGGUGAAGCUGAACGAAAAUAACGAACCAAUGGUUUUACCUUACUAUAGAAUGGAGGAGGAACAAGGACAACAUGCCCAGAGAAGCAAACGGGAGCUGCACAGGGAGGUUAUUGGCUCUGAGGUGCACCUGGAAAUAGAUAACCGCGAAUGCUCCAAGAGUUCCUCGAACUGUUUUUCAAACACAGAAGAAGUUGCAUCUUUCAUUGCAGCAGCACACAUUAGCGCUGUCCUACCUUACCCUCUAGUGUCUGUUAACAGUGUGCCUACAGUUGGGCCUCCACCACCACCACCACCACCACCACCACCAUUGCUGUAUCUAAUUGGAGUGGCAGUAGUUGUUCUUCUGAUUAUUGUGGUGCUGGGGAUGCUAGCAGCCAAAAGGAAACAUAAAAGUAGUGUCUUGUGGCUGCCUGAUGGCUUCAUGGCUGCUAAAAAUGACAAGAGGAGAGAGCCUGUUGGACAGGAUGAUUUUGACAUGAAGAAUUUCAAGAUUGAUGGAAGCAUGACUGAUGGAAGUCAGAGAUGGUCAGAAGAUGAGGUUCCAUCCAAGAAACCACGAACUGAAGACAAGCCCUUGCUGCCAAUUGCUCUGGAUGGAGGUGUUGAUCGGAGAGAGUGGACCCUGCAGCAUCGUAAAGCUGCUGACAUCACCCUUACUCCUCCGCAGGCUGACCUGGAUGCCGACUGUCUGGAUGUUAAUGUCAAGGGACCUGACGGCUUUACACCUCUGAUGCUGGCAUCAUUGCGUAGUGGAGGCCCAGAGUGCAGCCUGCAUGGAGAAGAGGAGGAAGAGAGUGGAGAUGAACCAGGACCAAGUGUCAUUUCAGAUCUGAUCGCUCAGGGUGCUUCUUUAAUAGCUCAGACUGAUCGUACAGGGGAAACUGCUCUUCAUCUGGCCGCCCGCUAUGCCAGGGCUGACGCCGCGAAGAGACUGCUGGACGCUGGAGCAGAUCCAAAUGCCCACGACAACAUGGGUAGAACUCCACUACAUGCAGCUGUGGCAGCUGAUGCUCAGGGAGUCUUUCAGAUUCUGAUUCGCAAUCGCGCAACAGAACUGGACGCCAGAAUGAAUGACGGCACUACUCCACUGAUCCUGGCAGCCAGGCUGGCUGUGGAGGGCAUGGUGGAAGAGCUGAUCCACUGCCAUGCUGACAUCAAUGCUGUGGACGACCACGGUAAAUCUGCUCUUCACUGGGCAGCUGCAGUUAAUAACGUGGAGGCCACCCUUGUGCUUCUGAAGAAUGGAGCGAAUCGUGACAUGCAAGACAAUAAGGAGGAGACUCCGUUGUUUCUUGCAGCCCGGGAAGGCAGCUUUGAGGCAGCUCAGGUUCUCCUUGAUCACUAUUCCAACCGUGACAUCACUGAUCACCUGGAUCGGCUUCCCCGUGAUACAGCCCAGGAACGCAUGCAUCAUGACAUCGUCCGCCUUCUGGAUCAGUACAAUUUGGUUCACAGUCCACACAAUGGGCCUAAUCACAUGGGUGGAGGAGGAAACUCCUCUGUUAUGUGUGGAGCAAAUGGAGCAGGCUACAUUGGCAUGCGUCCUGGACCACAGGGGAAGAAGAGCAGAAGGGGUGGGGGUGGCACUAAAGUGGGAGGUGUUGGUGGGGGACCCAAGGAAAUGAAAGACAUGAAGUCAAAGAGAAGAAAGAAACCUGCAGGAGGAGAGGGGACAGGAUUAAGUGCUGGAGUGGGAGGAGGAAAUGCAGGAGGUACAUCAGCAGGGAGCACCAAUGGUGUCAAGGCAGCAGGGGGACUUCCAGAGAGCUCUGUCACCAUGUCACCUGUUGACUCCCUGGAAUCACCUCACUCCUACACAGGGGAUGUUUCUGGCACCGUCUCCACCACAGCAAAUUCCCCACCCCUUCUGAGCAGUCCCACCUCCAGACAAAUGCUGCCCCCUGUCAGCCACAUGUUGGGACAGCAGCAGGCCUGGGUGGGCAUGACCAAACAUGGCUACAACAGUCCCAUGUUCGGCCUUGUUUCCCAUCAGAUUGGAGGAUCCCACCAUGGCAUGGCCCAGCACCACAGCCAGGGUUGUGGUGUUGGGCUGACCCCCAUGAAUGUCACCAUGACCAGGGAGCAGCUGCCGCCCAUCGUCACAUUCCAGAUGAUGCCUGCUGGAGCAGGCCAGGCCAUGCUGAAGCAGCCUCAGCAGGGACAGGUGCAAGUCACACAGUCCCAGGGUCAGAACCAGACUCAGAGUCACUCCCAGCAGGGUCCAAGCCACCUCCACUGCCCCCAGGGUAUGAUAUACCAGAUUCCUGAGCAGAUGGGCAUGGCUCAUGGGCUCCCCCACACCCUGCAGCACCCGCAUGCUGUCAACCAUGGAGGCCAUGGAGGGAUUGAGGGCCAGUCUCGGGCACUGCCCUCCUAUCCAGCAAUGCAGAGCCCAGUGGAUAAAUACCCAACACCUCCCUCCCAGCACAGUUACACCACAGCGGGCUCAGAGGGCACGACACCCAGCCACUCUGCCCACCCACCCAGCGAGCACCCGUAUCUCACCCCUUCACCCGAAUCCCCCGACCCUUGGUCUUCCUCCUCACCACACUCCAACUCAGACUGGUCUGAUGUCACCACCAGCCCCACCCCUCUGGGGAACUCCCACCACACACUGCCGUCAUCACACCGCACACACAUUCCAGAGCAGGUGCAACUGCAGCCGCAGUCGCAACAGAUGCAGCAGGCCUCUCAACAACCUCAGCUCGGAAACAUGCAGGUGUUUGCGUAGGCCCUGCCAGAAGAAACAGAAGCCGACUGACUGAGAUUCUGUGACCUUAAACAAAGAAAAAACACACACAGUAAUCCAAUAUCGCUUUUCUCACUUCUCUCUUUAAUUCUUUAUUUUUAUAUAAUAAUCAGUCAUCUCUUACUGUAUGUUAUCUUCUCUUUGGCUUAAGAAGACUGUUUUAUAGUUCUUAAACAUUUUUGAGUAGAGUUCAAAGGUUCUUGACGCCUGAGGCAUGGUGUCAGCCGUCACAAGCUCAAGUUUUUUUUGUUUUUGUUUUUUUUUUUUUUUCCCAAUAUGGUUCUUCUGUGUCCGGUAACGCAUUCUUUGCUUUCUGUCGGCUAGGUCAAGACUUUUUUUUUUUAGAAAACACAAAACAAACUUUUUAUCCAGGGAUCAUCAAGGAACUUCUGACCAGAUGGUGGUCAACUGAUGGUGGUCAGAAAAAUAGACUGCUGAGAUGGACACUGAGAGAGGACUGAGGACUUCCUGCGUUGGGAUUGUCUGUCUUUGUUUUUUUUUGUUUUUUUAAUUUCUGUGCUAAAAAUGAACUGUGUUCAGUGUGAUUAAACCUGCCAGUACUAACUCCCCAUUGAAACCAUUCACUUUACUCUUUUAAUGUAAUGGGUCAUAUUCAGAAGAUACUUUUACUCUCAAAGCAAAACUACCUAUUUGUUGCAUUCUUGCUUUUUAUUCAUGUUUUUAUGGGGCUAAAGAGGAGGCUUACUAAAAGGCUGUCCCAUGAUUAGAACAACACCAGGAAAAAUGUCACAUUAAAAGUAAAUACACACUUAUUACUGCAUGGGUCUACACUUUUUGUGAAAGUUUUGAAAGUGUUUCAGAGUUUUGAUUAAAAGUGACACGUGUUAGAUGUCCCUAUCAGACAUCUGCCUGCACACUUCAAAAGGUCAGAAAAUGGAGUUGAACCUGCACGCUGUAGUUGCAGUCCAUUUAUCAUGCAAUGUUUUGAAGGCACUUAUUGCUAUAGAAAUAACAGAGUUUGUGGUUAUCUCUCUGCAUAUGGUACAGCUAUAUUUGUUGAGUAAUUAAUACUGAAAAUCAUACAUUAGUUUUUACACUCUUUGUUAUUGUUUUGCCACCAGAUUCAGUAUGUUGUAUAUUAAAAUGUUCAUACACGUAGAGCAUAUUCUACUUGUUGACUUUUUUAAAUGUCUGUUUUGUUUUUGUUUUUUUUUGUUUUUUUAUGAAUAUGGUGCACACUUCCUGGAUGAUUCUGAAUCUUACUGAGGCGAACCUUUAAAAUGCUUCUUAUCUAAAUAGUGUUUCUUCCAAAGUUAUCUAACCAGUCUUACAAUCAGUGUGUCUCUGCACUUUGUAAUGGUUAUAAAUCAAGUGUCAAUGCAAGGAUAAAGUUGUCUUCCUUCUUAAGGUUGAGCAGAGUGUUUAUGUGACUGCUAUGUAAAAAUACAGACAAUCGUUCACUGUUUAACUUUUGGAUCUUAAAAAAGAAAGAAAAGCAACAUUAGUGACUCACAUACCAAAUUUCUUUUAUUCAGCCAAAAAAUGUAAAAACUGUGUCCAAAUUCAUCAUUUGUGGUUCUUGUUUGCAAACACUCCAGCUUCCUUUGGAGUUAUACUUGUAGUACCGGCCUAUUCAUUUCCCAGAUACAUGUUUAUAAGUAUGUAGGGACAUUCAGGCAUGAGACUGUUUGUUUGUUUUUUGUUUUUUUAAUGAAUUACAUCAGCUCCAGUGCAUAUACAAGGUUAUGGGGUUAUGUCUAUGUUCUGUAUAUAAUUUUUUUUAAUGUUUACUGUGCUCUUCUUUGUUAACCAGGUAACCCAUAAUAUACAUUCAGUAUGAAGUAGUUACCAUGUUUGAGUGAUGUAGAACUAAUCUGUUGGUUUAAAAAAAAAAAACAAAGAUCAACCAAAAGCUUUGUUGAAAUAAAGCCCAGAUCUUCA